Lolium rigidum is the source of this 939-nucleotide messenger RNA. Its product is annotated as syntaxin-related protein KNOLLE-like. Gene Ontology annotation, molecular function: SNARE binding; SNAP receptor activity. The transcript has a single exon. The coding region runs from base 1 to 939 and encodes 312 amino acids. The record is from RefSeq and is a predicted model, not a curated record. Gene Ontology annotation, cellular component: endomembrane system; plasma membrane; SNARE complex. Gene Ontology annotation, biological process: intracellular protein transport; vesicle fusion; exocytosis. Lineage: Eukaryota; Viridiplantae; Streptophyta; Magnoliopsida; Poales; Poaceae.
AUGAACGACCUCAUGACCAAGUCCUUCAUGAGCUACGUCGACCUGAAGAAGGCGGCGAUGAAGGACCUGGAGGCGGGGGGCGACGGGACCGAGCUCACGGAGGCGGGCGGCGCCACCGACGAGCGCCUCAAGGGCUUCUUCGUCGAGGUCGAGGUGGUCAAGGAGGAGAUGUCCGCCAUCCGCGACGCGCUCGCCCGCCUCCACGAGGCCAACGAGGAGGGCAAGUCGCUGCACCAGCCCGACGCGCUGCGCGCCCACCGCGGCCGCGUCAACGCCGACAUCGUGGCCGUGCUCCGCCGCGCCCGCGAGAUCCGCGUCAGGAUCGAGGCCCUGGACCGCGCCAACGCCGCGCAGCGCAGGCUCUCCGCCGGCUGCGGCGAGGGCACCACGCUCGACCGCACCCGCACCUCCGUCACCGCCGGCCUCCGGAAGAGGCUCAAGGACAUCAUGCUCGACUUCCAGGCGCUGCGCCAGCGGAUGAUGGCCGAGUACAAGGACACCGUCGAGCGCCGCUACUACACGCUCACCGGGGAGGUCCCCGAGGACGAGGUCAUCGACCGCAUCAUCUCCGAGGGCAAGGGCGAGGAGAUCAUGGGCGCCGCCGUCGCCGAGCACGGCAAGGGCGCCGUGCUCGCGGCGCUGCACGAGAUCCAGGACCGCCACGACGCCGCGCGGGAGGUCGAGCGCAGCCUGCUCGAGCUCCACCAGGUGUUCCUCGACAUGGCCGUCGUCGUCGAGUCGCAGGGGGAGAAGCUCGACGACAUCGUCACCCACGUCGACAACGCCAGGGACUACGUCCACACAGGCAACAAGGAGCUCGGCAAGGCACGCGAGCACCAGCGCGGCAGCCGAAAGUGUCUCUGCAUCGGAAUCAUCCUGCUGCUCCUCCUCAUCCUCAUCGUCAUCGUCCCCAUCGCAACCAGCCUCAAGAGAUCCUAA